Molecule: messenger RNA, 2377 nt
Organism: Danio aesculapii
Lineage: Eukaryota; Metazoa; Chordata; Actinopteri; Cypriniformes; Danionidae
Gene: col23a1b
Product: collagen alpha-1(XXIII) chain
Exons: 30
Coding region: 293-1948 (551 amino acids)
Source: RefSeq, a predicted model, not a curated record
CACACACUGUCGUUUUGCAUUAUUUUGUUUGACGGUAGUUCAGCAGCGAGAAAGGGGCUGACUACAUUCUCCGAGAUACACUUCACAGGGAAAACAUUUAAACUGCGCUCGAGUCAGUGAAGCGCGCGACCACCAGUUCUUUCAGUACGCGGCGCGCGCUCUUCUCGUGUGCGUCACAUCAACUGCGUCUCCUUUCAGCUGAAGCUAGAAAACUUCGCUUUACUGAAAUAAACAUCUACCAGAGCGUCAAAAGAGCAUUGAAGUACGAGGAUAAGAGAACUGUAAAGCUAAAAUGGUUUCAACCGAAGACUCAAAAGAAGUGUCAAAGACAUCACACAGCAAUGGACAUCACACAUCACACUUAUUCCACUGCGCAACGACCCUCGUGUGCUUCAUGCUGUCGGCGUCGUCAGUGGCUAUCUGUCUCUUUAUGAACGUUAAAACAUCUGAACUUGAACGCAAGAUGGAAGUUUUGGAGAUGGAGCGACUAUCUGUGAUUCAACCUGUGCGCGCGACCUUGGAUGAGCACGCGACUCUGUGGGAUGCGAUAGAGAAACUUGUGCAAGAGAGACUGAAAGAUGGAGUGUCGAAGAUUCGCACAGCUCGAGAAGCAGCGCAGGAAUGCUCGUGUCCUCCAGGUCCUCCAGGAAAACGUGGAAGAAAAGGCAACCCUGGAAUUCCCGGCACUCCAGGACGGGAUGGUUACCCGGGUCCAUUGGGUAUGGAUGGCAAGCCUGGAUCUCCAGGUCAAAAAGGCAGUCAGGGAAUGCCGGGACCAAAAGGAGAUAAGGGGGACCAGGGAGACAUGGGGCCCAGGGGACCACCAGCCUACGCUGCCUCUGCAGGCCUACUCAGUAAUCAGAUUCUCACGGUUAAGGGUGAUCAAGGUCAGGCUGGGCCUCCAGGUCCUCCAGGACCUCCAGGCACACCUGGUCCCAGAGGGCCUCCAGGAAACACAGGCAGAGAUGGACCGCAGGGCCACCCAGGAGAGCCGGGUCUUCCUGGAAAAGACGGACAUGAGGGAACAAGAGGGCCUCCUGGCAUGCAGGGAAUGAAUGGUGCAAAUGGCAUGCCUGGACCACAGGGCCCUUCUGGUUCAAAGGGGGACCAGGGUGCUCCAGGGAUUGAGGGGAAGAGAGGGAUUGAUGGAUCCCCUGGCAUGAAGGGUGAAAGAGGAGAUCCAGGACCUCAGGGUUUGCCUGGAGAAAAAGGAGCAACUGGAUUCUCAGAAACUGAUGAUCUUGCUGUUCGUUUCAAAGCUCUGCAGGGGCCCCCAGGUCCUCCUGGAGAGCAAGGGCCAAAAGGAGAAAUAGGCUUAAAUGGAGCACCAGGACCUGAAGGAAAGCAGGGCCAAAAGGGAGAGAGAGGUUAUGUUGGGGAGCCUGGAGCAGCAGGAGCAAAAGGGGAACUUGGGCUGACAGGGCCUCCAGGGGCAGCAGGUCAAAAGGGAGAAAAAGGAGACUCUAGGCUCGAGGAUAAUCUAGCCCAGAUUAUCUCCUUGCCUGGCCCUCCAGGGCCUCCUGGACCCCCUGGGCCUGCUGGAUAUCAUGGAUUGCCUGGAUCCAAGGGAGAACCUGGUGAAGCAGUAAAUGGAGAAAAGGGGGAUGCUGGAGAGAGAGGUCCACCUGGGCAGAGGGGUCUUCAAGGCUUUCCAGGAUCUAACGGAUUGGUAGGCUUGCCAGGUGCAAAAGGUGAAAAGGGAAAACAAGGUGAACCAGGAUUAGAUGGUUUCCCAGGGCUUCAAGGAGAAAAGGGAGACAGAGGAGACAAGGGGGAGAAGGGCGAGAGAGGCUCAAUAGGAAAGAAGGGUCUGAAAGGACAGAAGGGAGAGCAGGGACCUCCAGGGCUUGAUCAGCCUUGUCCUGUGGGUCGAGAUGGACUGCCCAUACCAGAAUGCUGGCACAAGGAAGGGGCUUCAGGGCAAGCCAAGCCCCCAUCUCACCCCUAAAGGACACUGAAUGGGCUACAUGGAAGGAGUAUGCUUUGCCAAAGUUCAACUGGAUGUUUCAAGUGAAAGUGCUCGCCUGUAAUACAGGGAGGAAUGCGAUGUGGACGUUGCACUGGAUUUGUAGUGGUGUACAUAUGGACAAUUCUGUACUCAGGAAACUCUAUUCACUCGGUCAAUAGGAAAUGACAAUGAAAAAAUCUUUUGUUCCAUUUCUCAGUAAAUAAUACACCAGUGGAGUGGAUGAUAAACUAUAAUAACUGAUAUGUAAAGUUUUCGUUGUAAGUCUUGUCUGUUUAUAUGAACCCUCACACUGACUAAUACUUUGAUCCUUUAUUCUUCUUUUUUCUUCGUUUUUGUGAGGGAUUGUCUGCAUCUUAUUUGUGCAUUAUAUGAAGUUUGUGUAAAUAAAAUUGAUCAUUUUUACAAUUU